Messenger RNA from Triticum aestivum (bread wheat), 1090 nucleotides. RefSeq lists its product as uncharacterized. Gene Ontology annotation, cellular component: intracellular membrane-bounded organelle. The record is from RefSeq and is a predicted model, not a curated record. The transcript has 6 exons. Bases 257 to 829 code for a protein of 190 amino acids. Lineage: Eukaryota; Viridiplantae; Streptophyta; Magnoliopsida; Poales; Poaceae.
GAUUUCCUGGCCGGUGGCGCACACACGAAGCCUGACCAUUUCCAUUUCUACCCCCAGCUCUUCCUCCCACGCGCCCACCACGACGGCGGGCCGACCACGUUCCCCUCCGCCGCCGCCGGCGCCCUGACCGCCCGCCGUGUCCCCGGCCCGCAGGCCGUCCUCCCCUCCUCCUCCUCCUCCCGCCCUCGCGCUCGCUCCUCCGGUCCGCCCACCAACCUACCAACCCGGGCCCCGAUCCGCGCGGAGGGGGGAGGAAAUGGCGGUGGUCCUCGCGUGGCUCAACGCCAGGGUCGUCGAUCCCCUGCUGCAGGUCAUCCAGAGGGGCGCGGAGCCGAAGCAGCUGGCCUUCUCCGCCGCGCUCGGCGUCACCAUCGGGGUCUUCCCCAUCUGCGGGACCACUGUUAUUAUCGGUGGACUUGCUGUGGCGAUGUUAGGAGCUCGUUGCAAUGCCGUUACUGUCAUGGUUCUCAAUUUAGCUGCUACUCCUCUUGAGCUAAGCUUGAUCAUUCCUUUCUUGCGUUUGGGAGAAGUAGUCACAGGCGGUGAGCACUUCCCCUUGACAUCUGAUGCAUUCAAGAUGGUCCUCACAGGCCACGCCUCAAAGGACGUGCUACUCAGCAUUUUUCAUGCGAUUCUUGGCUGGAUGGUUGCUGCACCGUUUGUGAUGGCUGGGCUGUACACCUUGUCCGUCCCUUGUUUCAAGUACCUAGUCGGCAGGUUCGGCGUCAUCCCAUCGAGCCCCAGGACGCCGAUGAAAGCGGUUUUGCUUUGCCCGAACGAAUCUGAAUCCGAAAUCGGGGUUGCGCCGUUGCUCGUCCACGCCGACUGAUCUUAUGGUGCCAUCAUCUGGACAUCAUCAGCCAUUCUCAUCUGCAUAUGUGUGUCCACAGCCAUUCUCAUCUGCUGGCUCAUGUUAUGUAAACUGUGAUCUACUGUCUGUUGAUACUAUGCUGACUGUAUUGCGCUUAACUGUUAGUACUCCCGCUAGGGAAAGCUCGUGUAUUAUCGCGGAGCUCUAGGCAAAUAUGUACAUAAACAGGUGACAUGUGUUCUGCUAAAAUAUAUCUCUCGUGCGAUGAUACAAUAGUGA